Molecule: messenger RNA, 1693 nt
Organism: Carassius carassius (crucian carp)
Lineage: Eukaryota; Metazoa; Chordata; Actinopteri; Cypriniformes; Cyprinidae
Product: cathepsin F-like
Exons: 14
Coding region: 218-1639 (473 amino acids)
Cellular component (GO): lysosome
Molecular function (GO): cysteine-type endopeptidase activity; cysteine-type endopeptidase inhibitor activity
Source: RefSeq, a predicted model, not a curated record
UCUUUCAGUCGUCCAUCUUUGUGCGGGGCAUUCAUCUUUCUGUCGUCCAUCUUUGUGCGGGGCAUGCAUCUUUCUGUCGUCCAUCUUUGUGCGGGGCGUCUCACAGACUGACGCUGUGCCGACUCCGAGUGGAGCAACAAAACACUACGAGCUUACGAUCUAAAAACAAAGACCUGCGCUGAUCCUACUUCGCUGCUUUCUCUUGCUAAAGCUCGACAUGUACUUUAACCGCGGUUACCCUGUCAUCGCCUUCUGCGCUCUCGUCGGGCUAAUUCUGGGUUCAGAAGAUGGCGCGGAUCGCCCGGUUACCGGAGCUCCGGGAUCCGCGGUCCGUCUGUCGGAGUCAGACCCCGGGGUUAUGAAAGCAGUCAAAUUCGCAGAGGAACGAUAUAAUAUGGGCUCCAACGCGAUGCAUAUACGACGUGUUAACAAAAUCCUUUCGGCCAGCAAACAGCUGGUAAAAGGUGUUCGGUACAGUAUUAUGGUUGAGAUCGGAAACACUCAGUGUAAGAAAUCCCUAAAGCUGAGUGGUGUGGACACCUGUGACUUUUUCCCAGAGCCUCACAAACAGAAGACGGAGGUUUGUUUGUUUGAGGUUUGGGACAUUCCCUGGGAAAAUAAAUCCACCCUACUUAAACAGAAAUGCCAGCCUGCGGUUUCCAAGGAGCUCAGAAAGGUUGCAGCCAUACCUCUAACCUAUGGCAAACCCAUGAAGGAAACUGUGGAGCUUCGGACUGAGUUUAAAAACUUUAUGAUCACAUACAAUCGAACAUACAGCUCCCAAGAAGAGGCAGAGAAGCGUCUGCGCAUUUUCCAGGAGAAUAUGAAAACGGCUCAAACGCUGCAGUCUCUGGAACAGGGCUCAGCUGAGUACGGGGUCACCAAGUUCAGUGACCUCACAGAGGAUGAGUUCAGAAUGAUGUACCUGAACCCAAUGCUGAGUCAGUGGAGCCUGAAGAAGGAGAUGAAGCCAGCGACUCCGGCUAGUAAGGCUGCUCCUGACAGCUGGGACUGGAGGGAGCACGGGGCCGUCAGUCCUGUGAAGAAUCAGGGCAUGUGUGGCUCCUGUUGGGCAUUUUCUGUGACUGGAAACAUUGAGGGACAGUGGUUCAAGAAAACCGGGCAGCUUCUUUCCCUCUCUGAGCAGGAAUUAGUGGACUGUGAUAAACUGGACCAGGCGUGUGGAGGUGGACUGCCGUCUAACGCUUACGAAGCCAUCGAGAAGCUUGGAGGUCUUGAGACAGAAACGGACUACAACUACACAGGACACAAGCAGAGCUGCGAUUUCUCUUCAGGGAAGGUGGCCGCAUUCAUUAACAGCUCUGUUGAGCUUCCUGACAAUGAAAACGAGAUUGCUGCUUGGCUGGCUGAGAACGGUCCGGUCUCUGCUGCACUCAAUGCUUUCGCCAUGCAGUUCUACAGAAAGGGAGUGUCUCAUCCUCUAAAGAUCUUCUGCAACCCCUGGAUGAUUGAUCACGCUGUGCUAAUAGUGGGAUUCGGACAACGUGAUGGCGUUCCAUUCUGGGCCAUCAAGAACAGCUGGGGAGAGGACUAUGGAGAGCAGGGUUACUAUUACCUGUACAGAGGAUCCAGACUGUGUGGAAUCAACAAGAUGUGCUCAUCUGCAAUUGUGAAUUAGACUCACACACUCAAACACACACACACACACACAGAGAGAGAAAGCAAGCAAACA